AUGGAAUGCUUCUCCAACAGCAAAGCCAACCCACAACGCGCCGCCAAGCUCCUCGCUGAAAACGAAGAGAAAUCGAACAAUUGUAAGAUGUUGGUUGGCUUAUUCGAGUUCAAUGACCAAGUGAACCAAUGGAAGUACACUGGUGACACCUUCGAGCAUGUGUGGACCGGUGAUUGGUCAAUAUAUGACCGUGAUAGCCACUUUCUUUUCAACAGUGACGCCUCGGUUCUCUAUGUGGCGACGCGCGACGACAACACGCUCUAUGCCCUGGACGCCACCAAUCACCUCAAAGUCAUUGCCAAGGUUGACCUGCCCUUCCGUCCCAAGAGCCCCACCCUGGCCCUUACCCCCAAGAACUCUACUCUCUACAUCACCAGUACUUUUCCCUGGGUCGUGAGCGUAUACAACGCCAGCACUCUCCAGUUGUUGGGGACCGUCCCGAGUGGACGCCAUGACUUCGACACGCUGGGUGAUGAGGACAUGGCCAUAAUAGCCAAGUUCUACAACCCCUCCACCUCAAUUGCCCACCGCCGUAUAUACCUCGCCGCUGACAACCGUGACGCAGUAGUGAUCGAUACCCCCCAGCUGCAUUGCGUCUCCCACACGCUGGUUUGCCGAAUCUCAUCAUAUGUGGAUCUAGUCUACACCAGGGAUGGCGGUGACAAUCCCUGGCUUCUAGAUUUGGAAACGCUGCGCACAGUGAUGGUGGACCUAGUCGAGGACGACUUCGUUGAUUUCGAGUUCGCUGACGCUUCCAAGGUUGUAUUCAGAAGCGGCAAGGGUGAAAUAUUCGAGGUGUUCCAUGACCAGCUGAGGAAGUGCAUGGAUGCAGAGGGCCAUCUGUCUGCGGAUGCUCCUACCACCAUUGCAGUAAAUGCUGUUGAGAUUUGGGACCUGUCCUCAACUUCCCUUUUUAUUUAG
Messenger RNA from Linnemannia hyalina, 921 nucleotides. The record is from the annotation of a GenBank genome assembly. NCBI's taxonomy places the organism in Eukaryota, Fungi, Mortierellomycota, Mortierellomycetes, Mortierellales, Mortierellaceae.